This is a messenger RNA of Brassica rapa (field mustard), 6515 nucleotides long. RefSeq names its product MLO-like protein 11. The record is from RefSeq and is a predicted model, not a curated record. Lineage: Eukaryota; Viridiplantae; Streptophyta; Magnoliopsida; Brassicales; Brassicaceae. Gene Ontology annotation, cellular component: membrane. Gene Ontology annotation, biological process: defense response.
UUCUCAAUCUUUUAUAAAUUAAUAUUAAAAUUAAAUACAUGAGUAGAUUUUCUGAGAAUUCAUUGUCUCGAAAAGAAUUCCCAAAACUAAAAAUGUUUAUAUUUUUUUGUUUGAUCAUAAGAAAUAAAAAGUAGUUAUAAUUUCAUUAUCAUUUUAGGUUAUUUUUCCAUAUGAUUGAAUAUGAAGUAAAUAUUUACCAUAUAAAUUUAAGUUUUAGGUUAUUUUGACAAAUUGCCAAAUAAUUAUAUUCCCUUCCUUUACUUUCUAAUUACAUUUAUUAGUUUUUCACACACAUUUAAAUAAAGUAAUACUGUUUUAAGAUACAUAUAAUAAAAUAAAAUUUUAUAAAAAGAUAAUAUAAUUGUGUAAUUUCACUAAAUAUUAUGAAUUGAUAAUUAGUUUCUCUAAAAUUUGUAUAAAAUAAAUAUAAUAUUAUGUUAUUAAUUUUCAAAUUUAAAUUCAUAUAUUAAUUUUAUUAUAACUGUGUUUUGUAGAAUUAAGUUUUAAAAUACAUUUACAUUAAAUAAUACUCCCUCCGUUUUUUAAUAUAAGUCGUUUUACAGAUAUGCACGUAGAUUAAGAAAACCAUUAAUUUCUUAUAUUUUCUAAACAAAAAAAUCAUUAAUUAUUUACUUAAUCACAAUUCAACCAAUUGAAAAAUAGAAGAUAUAUUACCAUUGGUCAUACAACAUUAAUUAUUAAUAAAUUUUACAUAAAAAACCGAAAACGACAUAUAAUUUGGAACAAAAUUUUUUUUCUAAAACGACAUAUAUAUUAAAAACGGAGGGAGUAUAUAUCUAAUACCUUAAAAAACUAAAUAAUUUAUGGGAAACAGUUACAUUAACAAUGUUUAAAUUAAAAAAAUAUUUUAAACUAAUGAAAUAUCGUAUUUAUAUUAUUAUUAAGAAAUAGAGGCUUUAUUGUAAAUAAUAAGAACCGAACAAAUGACCAGAAAAAGAGUAGUCAAAAGCGGGACCCAUAGGAGUGAAAAGUGGAGAGUAUCAUGUGGGGAGAAGCUUGUCUUCGGGUAUCUGUCUGAAUCUUCCCUCUCCCUUUCCUUUGCUGUUUCUUUUUCUUUUGUCAACAUUUAUUCAUUAUUUCCAUCUGGUCGGUUUAUGUUUGUUCUGCUUUCUACACUGAACAAAUUAAUAAUUUUAGCUAUUCAAAUUCAUACUCACCUUAGCAAAACACUCUCUCUCAGUCUCAGCGACCUGUAUCGGCGUUUCACUGUGUUCCUCUACCGCUGAUUAAUUGGGACUCACCACUAACUUUUCAGUUGCUCCGGUGAUCGCUUUAGAGACACUUACACCGGAGGCGUUACGGGACUGCGGUUUCCGACUUUAUUGGAGUCCACAAAAGGAAUGUGAAGAAGUUGCAAAAAUCAAUCCUGAGUGUGAGAAAUCAGAUUUAAGAAAAUGGGAGAAGGAGACGACAAUGAAGCAGAGUCAAAUGAGAGAUCGUUGGCCUUAUCACCUACUUGGUCUGUUGCUAUAGUCUUGUCUGUCUUCGUUCUUGUUUCUUUGAUCGUUGAGCGCUCCAUUCACCGCCUCAGCACUUGGUUAAGGAAGACAAAGAGGAAACCUAUGUUUGCUUCUUUGGAGAAGAUGAAACAAGAGUUGAUGCUGCUUGGCUUCAUCUCACUUCUUCUGACAGCUACCUCUAGCACUAUAGCCAACAUAUGUGUCCCUUCGAGUUUCUACAACGACAGAUUUGUUCCUUGUACACGUUCUGAGAUUAAAGAGGAAGAGCUUGGAAACGAAUCAUCUGUCAAGAGGAAUCUCUUAACCAAAUCCUUCUUCUUCAGCAUCUUUAAGAGAAGAAGGUUGGAAGGCAUUCACCAUCCUACUUGCAGCGAGGGGCAUGAGCCGUUUGUUUCAUACGAAGGACUUGAGCAGUUGCAUCGCUUCAUCUUUAUAAUGGCGGUUACACAUGUUACUUACAGCUGCUUGACCAUGCUCCUUGCUAUCGUUAAGAUUCAUAGUUGGAGGAUCUGGGAGGAUGUAGCUCGCAUGGAUCGUCAUGAUUGCUUAACUGCGGUGACACGGGAGAAAGUAUUGAGAAGGCAAACAACGUUUGUUCAGUAUCAUACAUCUGCUCCUCUGGCGAAGAAUAGAUUGCUUAUAUGGGUGACAUGUUUCUUCAGGCAAUUCGGACAUUCUGUUGUUCGUUCUGACUACCUUACUCUCCGGAAGGGAUUCAUUGUGAAUCACCACCUCACAUUGAAGUACGAUUUUCACAGCUACAUGAUUCGUUCUAUGGAGGAAGAGUUCCAAAGGAUCGUUGGUGUAAGUGGGCCACUUUGGGGGUUUGUAGUUGCUUUCAUGCUCUUUAACAUAAAAGGAUCAAAUCUCUAUUUCUGGAUAGCAAUCAUACCUGUUACUCUUGUUCUUCUGGUUGGUACCAAGCUGCAACAUGUAAUAGCUACUUUGGCAUUAGAGAAUGCUGGUUUAACAGAAUAUCCUUCUGGAGUUAAGCUGAGACCUAGGGAUGAACUUUUCUGGUUCAAUAAACCAGAACUACUCUUGUCCCUUAUCCACUUCAUCCUAUUCCAGAACUCUUUUGAACUGGCUUCAUUCUUCUGGUUCUGGUGGCAGUUUGGUUACAACUCUUGCUUCCUGAAGAAUCAUCUCCUUGUUUACUUCCGACUUAUUUUAGGGUUUGCUGGACAGUUUCUAUGCAGCUACAGUACACUCCCACUAUAUGCAUUGGUUGCUCAGAUGGGAACGAACUAUAAAGCGGCUCUGAUACCUCAGAGGAUAAGAGAUACGAUUCAAGGCUGGGGGAAAGCGACCAGAAAGAAAAGAAGACAAUAAGACAUGGUUAUUACGGCGAUGAUUCGACUGUUAGGACAGAAACAAGCACGGUUGCAUCUAUUGAAGAAUAUGACCAUCAAGUGCUUGAUGUUGCUGAAUCUUUUACACAACAAUAGAAAAAAGGAAUUGAGCUUGAGUUGCAGCCAAUCCAACCUCGUAAUACUUCUGCUUCUGCAGCUAAUGAAUCUUCAAGUAGAGCUGGAACACCUCUUCUUCGACCUUGUGUCUCGAUUUCUUCAGCAACGACCCCAGAGCUAAUAGUAGAACCUAUGGAACCACUCUCGAGAUCAUCUUCAUUGCCAGUGUGAAGAGAAUGAUAAGAUGAGUCACGGUUCUGAAGAUUGGUUUAGAGGAGUACAAGUUUGUAGGAGUAAUUUCAGUAGCAAAACAUAAGGUCCUUCCUAGCUCCGAGCUGUCUGAAUGAAAACAUGUAGAUUAUAAUUGAAAAGGUUCACAUUCGCAUUUGAACAAAAGAGAGUACUUUCAAUUAUUAUGUAUGUAUUUAAUGUACAUGCAAUCAUUGUUCACGAAAUUGUUGUCUCAAUAAAUUUAAAAUUAUUAUGAAAGAAAAAGAUACAUAGAAGCUAGUUAAGCAAUACAUGUUUACUGCAUAAUCCUAGAGCUGAACAUGUUUACUCGUGACUCGGCUUAUACUCGUUUGCUCCGUACUGUCUUGAAAAAUCAAGUAUUUGGUAAUUCAAAUCGGAUAACAAGUCAAAAAAUCUUACUACUUGCAAAAAGAAAAGGCAAAUAACAAGCGUGUUAUAUUUAUGAAUAUUUGUCCCGUAACUUAUUUUAUUACUUGUUCAGUGUUCUGUUACAUAUUAUUUGUUGCUCAUUCUAAACAAUAUUUAUUAACUGUUUAAAAGUACUUGUGCCUACUAACAUAGUACCUAUUAAUCCUUGAAAAUACUUGUUACCAGUAUAAAAAAUAUUUGUUACAUAUAUUUUGAUUUCAAGUACUUACAUGUAAUCAAAUAAUCUUGACAAAUACUACAUUUUGGCAAGUAACAAAUCAAAUCAAGUAAUUUGGAAUUACUAAUUUUGGAAUUUUAUGUAUAAUAAAUAUUUAUUUCAAGCAAGAAAAUACAAGUAUCAAAUCAAAUUUUUUAAAUCUCUUUUCAAAAUAACAUGUUGUGCUUUGAUAUUUCCAAUAUAAUAAUAAAAUUCCUCUAUAUGUAAUGAUCAUAAAUAUUCCUUAUAAGCUGAUGUUAGAAAUUUAAAUUAUAUAUUAUUUACAUUAUUUCAAAUCUAAAAAUCAAACAAAUAAGUGUAAUACGUGUGUAAUUGUUUUUCAUAUACUUUUAAUUAAGAAUAAACUACUAAUCUUCGUGAAGUAAAAUGUUUUUAGUUCAACAAUGCAAAAAAUAGUAUGAUGUAUAAGCUUCAAACUGAAGGAACAAAUUUGAGGAAACUAAUUAGGUUAUAAACAGAGAACAAUAAAAUUAAUCUACAAAGAGAAAGAAAAACAGAUAAAAACAACAAAAACACACAGAAAUUCACUAAGAUGAAGAGAACUUUUGAAAGUGGAUGGAAAUUUGCUAAAGACUAGGUUGUUAACAAAGCUGCAGUCAAAAAGUUGUUGGCCAAGGAAGUACUUACAAGUAAUCAAAUACUCUUAACUAUUUGUGAAAGUUGUUACUUAUAUUGCUAUUUUUUUUCUCAAGUUUAUCUUUGAUUUUGCUAUAAAUUUUCUUUAAUUUUAAUAUUUCAUUAAGACAGAAAGAAAAAAAGACAGCAAUUAAUCACACUUACUUAAUACACAUUAUAUUAUUUCUUUAACUUAAUUCUUGAAAGUAGUUUUUACUGAAGUUGAAGCUUCAACUUCAUCCCUUCUUCUUUCCACCAUCUUCUUUAUUUCCUCUACUACCAUUUAUUCCUUCAUAUUUCUAUACGCAUGUUGACUCUCCACACAGAUAGCUUCUUUGUUAGCACAAAAAACUUUUCUAACAGGCUCCCACAAGUUCAUUCUCAUGUUGACCUUUUUUUUAUUUUUCUCUUUGUAGUUUAUUUUUCUUUGAGUUAUUAUCUAUCUAUUUAUAACCUAAGAAAUUUCCAUUAAUGUAUUGCUUCAAUUUAAAGUAAUAUACUUUUCAUUUCGUAUGUUUACACUAACCAAGUUAAUUAGUCUCUUUUAACCUGUUUGAAUUAUAGUUGCUAAAUUAUAGUUGUUAACUAAAGAGUUUGAACCUGUUUUUUUUUAUAACUGCAUUUUUCCAUUGUUAAAUUUACAACAACAAAAUUUAAUGUUAGUUUUAAUAAACCUAUAUCUAAAUUUUUUUAGCCAAUCUAUAAAACUCAGAUUUUUUCUAUGAUAAUAUAAGUCAAUAAUUCUUAUUUAUUUUAAUAUAUAUAUAUAUAUAUAUCAUAGACUUAUCUAUCUAUUUAUAACAUAAGUAAUUUCCAUUAAUGUAUUGCUUCAUUUUCAAGUAAUAGACUUCAUUUUUGUCUGGUUAAUUAUGUUAAUACAAAUUAUGAGAAAUAUUACAUAAAUAUAUUACAGCCGACAAUUCUAUCUGCCUUAUUAGGAUUACACAGUGUUGUCUAUAUUUGUAUUUGCUUUUAAAUAUAAAUAUAUAUAUAUAUAUGUUUUUGCUUUUAAUUUUCUUAAGUUUUUUAAAUUUUAUAUUUAACUCUUUUAUUGAUUUUAUAUUAAAUGGUAAUGUAAAGAUAGACGAACGGAAAAUAUUUUGAAUCAAAAUUCAAACAAAACACAUGUAAGACAUGUGUAAUUGUAUUCAUAUAUUUUAAAUUAAGAAACUAGUACGUAAUUUAUCAUAAAGUAAAUAUUGUUAAUUAAACCAAACAAAAGAUGGUAUGAUGUAUAACUUCAAAAAUAAGCAAUACAUUUUGAGGAAACUAAUUAGAUUAUAAAUAGAGACAACAUUGUGUAAUUACAAGAAGAAAAAAAUCACGAAAACACAUAGAUAAUUGAAAAAAAAAUAUCAAUAUAACAAAGAAGGAAUGUUGAGAUUUUGUUAGAGACAUUUGCUAACAAAGCAAUAUUUAUAGAGUCGGGCAAAGAAAUCUACAGCGAGAUAGUGACAUAUUAUUUCAACAAAGGUAAGUAACUUAGAGUUAUAUUAAACUCAUAACCAAUGUAAUCAUUUUUAACUUUUUAAAAAGUUUUUGAUAAAUGACUACACCAUGAAUUGAUCGUAUUCUAAUUUAUUUGCUUUUGGUAUAAUUUUUGAUCCAUGGUAUUUUGCUUUCUUGGAAGCCCUAUCGAGGGUUAAAUCCAGGGACUUUGCCUGGUACUUCUUCUCCGACAGAGGCAAUCAGUACCGCAACACUAAUAAGCAGAGCCGGACAACUAGUUCUGGUUACUGGAAGAUAACUAGUAAAUCAUCGUAAAGUAAAGUGUUUUAAGUUCAACAAUGCAAAAAUAGUUAUGCAUAAGCUUCAAAGUGAAGCAACGCAUUUGGAGAAACCAAGAAGGUUAUAAAUAGAGACAUAACACAGUGAAAUUAAUCUGUACGGAGAAUUUAAAAAAAAAAAAAAAAAACAACACAAAAUCACUCAAAGAUGAAGAAAAUUUUGGAAAAUGGAUGGAAAAUUGAUAAAGAUCAGAUUGUUAACAAAGGUGCAAUUAGGCAAAGAUGGCUACAGUAAAGCCUGUAAAUCAGUCAUAGAUGAAAGUAAAAGUAAGUAAAUUUAUUAUAAUACGAUAUAUAGUUAGAUUAUCAAUUAAUCAUAUAUAAC